This is a messenger RNA of Linum tenue, 710 nucleotides long. NCBI's taxonomy places the organism in Eukaryota, Viridiplantae, Streptophyta, Magnoliopsida, Malpighiales, Linaceae. The record is from the annotation of a GenBank genome assembly.
UUCCCCAACAGCGCAACCUAAACUUCCUCUAUUUCCUCCACCUUAACUCUGAUUUCUUCACAUACUCCUCCAAUUUCCAGGGCGGAGGCUGCUUCUUUAUCCAACUUUGACACUAGGGUUAGGCGACCUGUCUCUAGAAUGAACGAUGAUAACUGUUGUUCUUUAGCAAAUCGAAAUGCCUAGAGGAUUGCUUGGCCUUCUGCCAUUUUCGGCCGCCAUUGGCGAAGAUCCCACUUUAAAGUCGCUGCCAUGAAAAAAAUCUCUAUCAUCUCUAACAAUUAGCGCCAUGCUUGUGUCAGCCCCGUCAAAGACUGCAACAUCGACGUUGAUCUUCAGUAUCCCCGGCGAAGGGGAUUGCCAUGAGUAAGAAAUGUGAUCUCGUUCUAGGGCUUCUUCACACUUCUGAUUCUCCACAAAAUCCACCAGAGAUCACAGUACCAACUGCUCCAGCUGUGUAUCCAGCCAAGCAUGUCACACCGAGCUGUUGCAUUCUCGAGCAAUCCUCCUUCGUCCUUUGGAUCAAGUGGUGGUAUAUUAGCUCCACUGAAUGCUCAAACGUCGAAAACAUUACCAUCGAGACUGCCAACACAAAGUCAACAGUAAGAGUCAUACAGGAACGACAGAAGUGCAAGCACAAGCAUGAGAAGAAACAGAAGAUUACUACAUACAUGGAAGAUUGCGAGCCCACAGUGGAAAAAGCCCCCUGUAAA